AGCUCACAAGUCAUUGACGUCUCUUAUCAUAUUGUCAGACUCAAAUUGUCCAUUUGUUUGAUUCUUGCUGUUGGAGCUGGCAGGGCUCAUUGCUAAAUUUUCUAACUUUCAUCAUCUUCUUUGGUAACUCAACAUGGGUUCUGAUCCUAAAGGGAGAGCAUUUGUUAUAAUGGGCGUCAGUGGCGCUGGGAAAUCCACUAUAGGCGCCAUGCUAGCCAAAGCUUUGAAGUGUGAUUUUCUUGAUGCUGAUGAUUACCACUCACAAGCAAACAAGGAAAAAAUGCGACAAGGGAUUCCUCUUUCAGAUGAAGACCGGAUUCCCUGGCUGGAGACCCUGCAGGACACUCUAAGAGAGAAUAUAAUCAAUGGAAAAACAGUGAUACUGGGAUGUUCUGCUCUGCAGAAGCAAUACAGAGAAAUUCUCCGAGCAGCUGACUCUAACUAUGAGCCCGGAAGCUAUUGUAGUCUAGUAAAGUUCAUCUUGUUGAAUGUUCAAGUGGAGGUGCUUGUUGCCCGGCUAGAGAAACGUGCUGCGGAGGGGAAACAUUUCAUGCCAGCCACACUUUUGCAGUCACAGUUAGAUAUGCUUCAGAUAGAUAACUCUGAAGGGAUUCUUAAGAUUGAUGCAACUCAAAGUCCUGAAGCCAUUUUAAACCAUAUACAGAAUGCACUGAUUUGAUCAUACUUUUGAUGAGAAAUGAGAAUUCAUUGUCAAAACUUGGGAUACCUUUGAUAUCAAACUAAAUAUAUGUGCCUUUUUUCA
Mangifera indica (mango) is the source of this 763-nucleotide messenger RNA. Its product is annotated as gluconokinase-like. Gene Ontology annotation, cellular component: cytoplasm. NCBI's taxonomy places the organism in Eukaryota, Viridiplantae, Streptophyta, Magnoliopsida, Sapindales, Anacardiaceae. The record is from RefSeq and is a predicted model, not a curated record. Gene Ontology annotation, molecular function: gluconokinase activity. The coding region runs from base 134 to 679 and encodes 181 amino acids. The transcript has 4 exons.